Melampsora larici-populina 98AG31 is the source of this 2778-nucleotide messenger RNA. RefSeq lists its product as uncharacterized. Lineage: Eukaryota; Fungi; Basidiomycota; Pucciniomycetes; Pucciniales; Melampsoraceae. The record is from RefSeq and is a predicted model, not a curated record. The coding region runs from base 1 to 2778 and encodes 925 amino acids. Gene Ontology annotation, molecular function: ATP binding; protein serine/threonine kinase activity. The transcript has 11 exons. Gene Ontology annotation, biological process: protein phosphorylation.
AUGCCGGACAGCCCUUACAUUGGUAGAAACUAUCGACGAGUGCCGCCGCACAACCAUCUACCUCUACCCAACCCAGCGCUUGGAGGGCAGGUUGGUCUGUCGUGUCCAAACUGUCCACCUUCGAAUAACAGAUCACUUGUGCAUUUCCCGGGUGGGGAGGAUUCCAUCAAAGUGAGGUGUGAAACGGUCAAGCAUUACUACCGCACCUUCAAACUGAACCAGCUGAAUCACGAGAUCGCCUUGAUCAACGCUGGUCAGAAAUAUCCUAUCGCCUUCGACCGUUCUGCACAUGGCCCUCCCGUGAACCUCCAGGGAGCUGUGGUACCGGCGAGAACCAGCAACAGGGCUCAUCACGCCACAAGCUCCACAUCAACUCAGCCGAAACGCGGACCUCCAUCGAUUGAGUGUGCUCGCUCAGGCCAAGGCCCGACUUCUGGUAAACAUAAAAAAUGGGGACACGUUGGAUGUACAUUACGAUAUUGCAAAUCGUGCUGCAAUGCCUACGGACCACCGGGGGCCUGCUAUGUCCAUCGAACCAAAUCUGCUACGUCUACCACCACCACUCGACAAGCUGCCCAAGCUACGUCUCCACCCAGUGGCGAUAAUAUGGCUCCUCCUGCCAACUUACUUGCGACUCCACCGGGUCACCAUCAUCCGUCACCUCCUGCCGAUUUACCUAAAGCAAAGAGGCCCCGGGUCAUCCCUCAGUGCUCCCAAAGCAUUCACCGAGUAGGACGCCUCCUUGACGAUGACAGUGCCUUGGUGCUCGAAAGAGCUCGACAGGCCCAAGCGGAAGCCCACAAGCGGGCCUCCCAAGCUUCAGCACCUUCAGCGGUGAAAGGUAAGGUGAUCAGCCUUCACCUGGUUACCAACGAACCUCGCACUCCAGUGAUCUCGCACAUAUUUCCCACUUGGCCAGUGGCCACUCUCGAUCAUUGCUCCUCGCUUGUACGCCAGGCGAAAGAGGCAGCCGGUGCGCAGUGGGAUGGCAGCCUGCUCAUAUGGGACAAAGAUAUAAAAAAUUGGGUACGCAGAUUAUGUAACAGAUGUAUGAGAGCACGGGCUGACCAGCUGCUGUUCAUCCCAAUCUUCUUGAAGCGCGAGGUUCCUGUGACACUGCCACACAGAUACAUCGACACUUUGCAAAACCUUAUUAUCUGUGUUCCCAGCCAACGAUUAGCGUUAGCUCAUGAGCUUCAAGAUGCCUUAGAAGGGCUUGGUAUGGGCAAACCAAGCAUACCUAAAGUCCCAACGGAAUCAACCGAAACCACUGCCACCAUAGUCAACAAAUCACCUGUGAUUCAAGCCUCGGCCAAACCAACAACAUCGCAGAAAACAUAUGGGUCUUCUUUGGACCCCAUAUGUUUUCUUGAUGACUUGGACACGGAAUCAGAAACUCCACGGAACUUGUCAUCAUCCAGUCCAACCGCCACACGCCCUUCCACCCCUGAAAGCCUAUUAGCUUUGCCUAGCAACAAAGAAGAGCCACCCUUGAAUAACGACAUACAUCAACCGCAGGUAACAACGUCAUUACGAGAGUGGCCAGGCGACGAUGUAUUGUUUUCAUCGGUCCUUGAAUGGUACCAGUCCGCAUCCCAGCGUGGCAUUCGCAUCCCCCAGUGGAAGGUGACUUUUGGAAGUAUGCACGAGUUGCACGAGCCCACAGCUUACCGCUAUUUUGCCUGGGUCAAACACACCGGCUAUGUGCGAAUGAUGAAUUGGCUUAAGGGUUGGCCAGACGGAGGUGAAAUCAACCCACAGAAUGUCACGGUCAGUCGAGCGCGGCGUCAUUUUCAGGAGGAGUUCAACGCAGGUACAGGUGCGCUGGAGCCCAUAAAUAUUCGAGGUUUUGGUGGAACUCCAAUAUCUUCCUCCAUCUAUCCCUCUGGCCUCUCAUCUGUCUUUGCAUUUGAGACGAUCUCUCAUCUCAAAUUCUUCUUCCCUUUUUCUUCGAGUCAGUACAACUUUUCUUUAGGGUUUGCGUCCCCUGCUUUAUAUCUGACCGACUCCGAAGAACUAGGUUGGCAGGCGUUACCGUUUGACGAACCCAAAGAUGAUUCUCGGGACCUGGUUUUUGGCUAUGAACGACGCAUGGGUAAAGGAGUCACUUGGACCGAUGUGGAUAGCUACAAAUGGGGAUUCUACCACGUGAAAGUCUCGGUCAACGAUCAUAUCUGGACCUGUUAUGAUGGUCGCAACACACACCCUGCUGUUUGGCGUCAAGGUUUUUCACGGAUCAUUCUUGAGGCUAUGGCUUUAGAGCAAUCGAAAAACAAUAUUGGGGAUCAUCUGCAGUUUGCUCAAUGUCUUACCCACGCAGACUGUUUACUGCAAAAAUUCAAGACCAUUGUUCAACAGCGUGGAAUGUUAACGGUUUCCCAACGAACCAUCUUGAAUAGUUUGCGGGCGCACGCUGCCAGUCGCAACCACUCCUGGUUCAAUCUGCGCGAACCAGUAGAGUCUCCGGAGUACAUCACUUCCGAUUGUCAGUUCGGCCCUCAACAUCGUGCCCCAGGGUUCUUAGGCAGCCUCCUCCACUGUUUCACUCACUGGACGUACGAAUAUCAUGGUCGAUUAGGUCUGAUAUGUGGUUUCCGUGGUUCCAAUGGAAUCAUUUCGGAGCUGAGCAUUAUGGACACCGCACGCGGUUGGUUUCUCGACAACCCGGGUACCGCUGCAUUGCAGCUAUUUGCGUCUAACCACAUGUGUGAAAGCCUAUGUAAGGAGGUUGGUUUGAUUGCACCGCCACCUUUCUACUCGGCCGAAGGAUCAGCAUAA